This is a messenger RNA of Salvia splendens (bonfire salvia), 1770 nucleotides long. RefSeq lists its product as uncharacterized. The coding region runs from base 173 to 1546 and encodes 457 amino acids. NCBI's taxonomy places the organism in Eukaryota, Viridiplantae, Streptophyta, Magnoliopsida, Lamiales, Lamiaceae. The record is from RefSeq and is a predicted model, not a curated record. The transcript has 2 exons.
CCUCUCCAUCCCGUUAAUCAAAGAGCUUAAGAAAUAACACAAUGUUAAUAAUUACACCUUGAAACUUUAUCUAUAAAUGGAGUCUUCCCAUUUCCAGAAAAUCACAACAUAAGUUGAAGCAAUCUUAGCGCAAGAAAUUCAUUUCUGUCCUUAAAAAUAUUGUGGAAGAAGCAUGGCAGCUACACUUCCAAGGUUGAUCGUGAUCAAAUCGAAAUACGACAUUGGUAAUCGGAACGCAUACUACAGCGCAGAAAAGGAUGGGAGCGUACUCGUGGGAGAAGAGGAUGUGUUCAGCACGCUGGUGAAGAUAGAAGUGGAGCGGUCGACAACCAACACCAAAUAUGUUCACCUACGAUUCAGUUACUUCAACCGCUACUGGCAGAGGAAGGAGAGCGGCGUAGACAUCGUGGGUGCAUCCGACCAGCCAGAAGAGGACUUAACAAAGCCCACUUGUACCUUGUUCGAGGCGGUUAAGGUUGAUGACAGCGGCGUCUUCUAUUUGAGGCACGUCCAGAGCGGAGGGCGCGUGUUGUUAGAUCCCUCCACCAUGGCCUUGUACGCGGAUGGAAAUGCGGGCGAUGAUACCAGAAGCUACCUGACGUUUGUGGAUUGGAACACCGUUGUUAAACUGCCUCCGCGCGUGGCGUUCAAGGGGUCUAACGGCCUGUACAUCAAGGAUCGGAAUGGAAGCUUGGAAUUCUCAUCCGAAGAUCCUAAUGAUGAGAGUUCAAGCUACGUGGUGGAACUGAUGCCUGACGGACAUGUCCAGAUACAGCAGCCCGCCGGGGAAGGAAAUUACUGGUCAGUGAGCCACACCGUUAAUUCGUGGGUAAACAUUAUAGAUCCUUUCAGCCAGCAGAUCAAAUUCUGGCCUGUCAAAAUGGAUGAGGAUACAAUCGCGCUCCGCAGCGCAGACACCAAUAACUUCUGCCGCCGUCUCACUGCUGAGGGUCUCACUGAUGGUGUAAGCGCGUCAGCUACGAGCCUCACCAAUGAAGCGAUAAUGACAGUGCAGGAAUCGGUGGUGGGAAGAAAGAUCUACAACGUGGUGUAUCAGAUGGAGUAUGCUCGGAUCUUCGACGAGGCUCCUUACUUGGCAGGCUCAGCCUCGCUUGACAACGGGGAAGCUGAGGAGGCUAAUAUGUCGGUAUCAAUUACAUAUGAAGAUGAUAAAUCUUAUAGUUUUACCCGCAGUCUGUCAUUGACCGCAGGUGUGACUGCGAGCAUCGAAGUAGGCCUGCCCUUCAUUGAAACAGCAACGAUCGAAGUGAGUUACGAGAUCAAUGGGACGUUCCAGUGGGAUAACACCACCACAGAUUCAAAGACGGUUUCAGCCACGGGGACAGUUCCUGUGCCGGGGAAGAGUAGCGUCACAGUGGAUUAUGUGGGAACAAGAGGCACCUGCAAUAUUCCUUUUUCUUACACUCAGGAGGAUAGGAGCUCCCUUGAUGGCAAACCGAUUUAUACUGAUCUGGUUGAUGGUAUUUACACUGGUAUCAGCUAUUACAACUUCAAGUUUUAUGUCAGAGACACUCAGCCACUGUGAAAACCAUUGCUCUACCCAAAACAUCCACUCAUCUUUGUUCCUUUUUUUUGUUUCCUGUUGUUUUUGUUUGUGUUUGUGUGCUUUGUUUUGUAAGCUUCUUUCAACUUGGAUUUCCCUAUGUUGUGGUUGUUGUGUUAAUAAUUUCCAGAUACAUGCUGUAUGUGAUGAUCCCAAGUUGCAUUUUCUGGUUGAUUUGAAUUUUGAAUAAUGGAUGUUUGAAUUAA